AUGUACAAAGGGAAAAGAAAGUACAUUGAAAUUUGGCAGAAAGUUGAAAUUGCUGAAUUUUACAUUCAACACCAAAAUGAGAUGAGCAUGAGAGAUGUUGCUGCAAAGUUUCAUGUCAACUCCUUUAGCUCGAUUUCCGAAUGGGUGAAUAAGCUUGAUGAGUUGAAGAAAUCAGUAAAAUCUGAUAAAAAAUUAAAAUUAGAAAGCUUCACUCAAUUUCCAGAGCUAGAGAAAGAACUAGUUCAUUGGUUUACUGCAAUCCGUGAGCAAGGUAUUCAGGUUCUCAGAUCAACGAUUGAGGAGAAAGCAAAAAGUUUGGCGGCAGAAUGGGAUUGGCGCGAUUCGGCUGUGGAGAUAAAUGGUGGCAAGGAUUUAGGACCAGAAAUAAUUUAUCUUUCAGAAAAAUCAAUGCCUCAAGCAUUAAGCCAAUCGAAAAAGAGGCAGAACUUGUCAGGCAAUACCUAG
Messenger RNA from Blepharisma stoltei, 465 nucleotides. The record is from the annotation of a GenBank genome assembly. NCBI's taxonomy places the organism in Eukaryota, Ciliophora, Heterotrichea, Heterotrichida, Blepharismidae.